Messenger RNA from Scedosporium apiospermum, 624 nucleotides. RefSeq lists its product as uncharacterized. The transcript is spliced from 2 exons. The coding region runs from base 1 to 624 and encodes 207 amino acids. Lineage: Eukaryota; Fungi; Ascomycota; Sordariomycetes; Microascales; Microascaceae. The record is from RefSeq and is a predicted model, not a curated record.
AUGGAUCUCGUUUCGAGCAUCCGAAAAUCAGGCUCGCGCGGCGGCGUCAACUUCAGCUGGGAUGAAGUCGCCAGCUCGUCGCACCGCGAAAAUUACCUCGGACACAGUCUCAAGGCGCCCGUGGGCCGGUGGCAGCAGGGGAGGGAUCUGGAAUGGUACGCCAAGGGUCCCGGGGGCCCUGCGCGCGAAGGGGAGACGGAUGAGGAGAGGGCGGAAAGGGAAAGGAAGGAAGAGUUGAGGAAGGUGAAGGAGGCGGAAGAGGAUGCUAUGGCGAGGGCUUUGGGGUUGCCUUUGCCUGUUAGGGAUGCGUCGGGGGCUAAUGCCGUGGAGGUUGGGGAGGGAAGAGGACUUGGCGGGGGUGAGGAUGCGGACGGGGAAGAGAAGGGGGAAGGAAGAAGGGAGAGAAGACGUGACGAGGCAGGAAGGAGAGAGAGGAGGAGGGACGAUGGUGAUAGGAGGGAAAGGAGGAGCGAUCGGGGAGCGGAGAAAGACGACUGCAUCGGAGGCCAAAUCGAGAUCGAGGCUAUGGGCGAGACCGGUCACAAUCGAGAGACAGGCCGCACCGCCAUUAGGGGGCUACAAGAUCAAAUUAACGAGCAAGACGACUCCAAUCGUGGGUCUUAA